AUUAGAAGAAAAGGCUCCGCGGGCCGCCGGUGAGUCAGAACCGCGGCCGACGACGCGGGCCCGGGAGAGCUGCAGCCCAGGGCAUGUUCCGAGACUUCGGGGAACCGGGACCGAGUUCCGGGGCCGGCGGCGCGUACGGCGGCCCCCCGCAGCCCCCCGCCGCCGCCCAACAGAAGUUCCACCUGGGGCCGAGCAUCAAUGCUGUGAGCGGAACUCAGGAACUUCAGUGGUUGGUGCAGCCUCAGUUCCUGGGACCCAGCACCUACCCCAGGCCUCUUACCUACCCCCACUUCAGCCCGCCAGUGCCCCGGCCAGGAGUCAUCCGGGUGUUGGGGCCACCUCCGGGGGUGCGGCGGCGGCCCAGCGAACAGAUCAGCCCCGAGGAGGAGGAGCGUCGGCGAGUGAGGCGCGAGCGAAACAAGCUGGCCGCGGCCAAGUGCAGGAACAGAAGGAAGGAACUGACCGACUUCCUGCAGGCGGAGACCGACAAGCUGGAGGACGAGAAAUCCGUUCUGCAGCGAGAGAUCGAGGAACUGCAGAAGCAGAAGGAGCGGCUGGAGCUCGUGCUGGAGGCGCACCGGCCCAUCUGCAAGAUCCCCGAGGGCGCCGAGCGCGACCCCGGCGCCGGCCCUAGCGGCCCCAGCAGCCCGCGGGGCCCCGCCCGGCCCGUGCCCUGCAUCUCCCUGUCGCCGGGCGCCGUGCUCGAGCCCGAAGCCCUGCACACCCCCACACUCAUGACCACACCCUCCCUGACUCCCUUCACCCCCAGCCUGGUCUUCACCUACCCCAGCACCCCUGAGCCCUGCGCCUCCGCCCACCGCAGGAGCAGCAGCAGCAGCGGGGACCCUUCCUCGGACCCCCUCGGCUCCCCCACCUUGCUAGCCUUAUGAUGCACCCCUGCCCUCCCGCCCGCGGGUGCCAUCCUGGCCACUCUCUCCAGCGCCUUGGGGUCCAGCUGGC
Messenger RNA from Sorex fumeus (smoky shrew), 960 nucleotides. It is a transcript of the gene FOSL1, whose product is annotated as FOS like 1, AP-1 transcription factor subunit. NCBI's taxonomy places the organism in Eukaryota, Metazoa, Chordata, Mammalia, Eulipotyphla, Soricidae. Gene Ontology annotation, biological process: regulation of transcription by RNA polymerase II. Gene Ontology annotation, molecular function: RNA polymerase II cis-regulatory region sequence-specific DNA binding; DNA-binding transcription factor activity, RNA polymerase II-specific. The record is from RefSeq and is a predicted model, not a curated record. Gene Ontology annotation, cellular component: nucleus. Bases 84 to 890 code for a protein of 268 amino acids. The transcript has 4 exons.